AACAGAACUUAGUUGACAUUGCACCAAAUAACAACACUUACCUUUUAAAUCAUGUGCAGAUUAGACUUUAAGUUAAUAUUGUUAGUUAGUUUAAUCUCGUCAUGUGCUUGUACUGUGACAGUUGUAAGAGACUUAAUACAAUUCAAUAUCGCUGGUCACCCUGUGCUUCACAAAGAAUCGGCAUGGAACUUCGAUCCGGAGGUUGGUGCUAGACGUUCCCGACAAUAUCAGGAACUAAAUGGAAAAUUUGGUGAGAAAGCGAUAGAACGAUUAGGAUUAGGAAUUGAUGGUUACGACCAGGAGCGAUUAGCUCAGCAAAGAACGAGAGAUCAAGGACAUCUAGAUGGUGCGACUGAAUAAAACUCU
Messenger RNA from Zophobas morio, 366 nucleotides. RefSeq lists its product as uncharacterized. Bases 52 to 360 code for a protein of 102 amino acids. The record is from RefSeq and is a predicted model, not a curated record. The transcript has 2 exons. NCBI's taxonomy places the organism in Eukaryota, Metazoa, Arthropoda, Insecta, Coleoptera, Tenebrionidae.